Molecule: messenger RNA, 1062 nt
Organism: Humulus lupulus (European hop)
Lineage: Eukaryota; Viridiplantae; Streptophyta; Magnoliopsida; Rosales; Cannabaceae
Exons: 2
Coding region: 1-1062 (353 amino acids)
Source: RefSeq, a predicted model, not a curated record
AUGAAUGGUCAGCUCCAAGGUAGCUUUAAGGGUGGUAAAGGGCUUUGUCAAGGUGACCCCAUCUCUCCCAUACUCUUUGUUCUAGUCAUGGAAUAUCUUACGCGAGCAUUUCAUGGGGCUGCGAAGGACAAGAAAUUCAGGUUCCAUCCGUUAUGUAAAUCAUUGAAUAUUACUAAUCUUUGCUUUGUGGACGAUUUACUUCUUGUUUGUAAAGCUCAUGCUAGUUCUAUUCAGAUUAUUCAACAGACUUUUGGUUCCUUCUCAGCUGCUUCUGGUCUGUACAUCAAUAAUUCCAAGUCCUGCAUAUUUUUUUGGGGUAUCUCUAGUACUGAGAAGGCAUAUCUGCUGAGUCUUUCUAAGAUGACAGAAGGGAGUUUUCCUUUAGUUUAUCUUGGCAUGCCUUUGAGACCUACAAAAUGGAAAUCUAUGGACUGUGAUCUCAUUAUUUCAAAAAUUAGGCAAAGAUUACAUGGUUGGGCUAGUCGUAACUUGUCUUAUGCUGGUCGUGUGCAACUUAUUCAGUCGGUCUUAAUGGGGAUAAGGAAUUAUUGGAUGAGCAUCUUUCUUCUUCCUCAAAAGGUCAUCAAGGAAAUUGACUGUCUCUGCUUUAAAGAGGGAUCUCUCUGGAAUAAAAUCAAUCUUGCUAGAUUCAUUUGGGCUGUCUCUUCUAAGCAGGACAUCCUUUGGGUUAAAUGGGUUAACUGUAUCUAUUUAAAAGGGGUCCAGAUUUGGGAUUAUGUGUUACAUAAAGAUGCUAGCUGGUACUGGAAAAAGUUGAUUAAGAUGAGUAAAUCUUUGUCUAACUCGAUCUUGAAUGAAGCUAUCAUACAAGGGAAAUUCCAGCUGAGCAAACUGUACUUAAUGUCUAUUCCUGGUACUCCUAUUAAUAGUAUGAAGGCUGUUUGGUGCAAACUUUCAGUGCCCAAACAUAGGUUCAUUCUUUGGCAGGUUAUUAACCAGAAGCUUCCCACUAGGGACUUAUUGCAGCAAUGUCACAUACCUAUUCUCUCUCUGUACUAUCCGGUCUGUGAGGUUGAGCUGGAAUGCCACUCUCAUCUAUAA